Messenger RNA from Fusarium venenatum, 288 nucleotides. Lineage: Eukaryota; Fungi; Ascomycota; Sordariomycetes; Hypocreales; Nectriaceae. The record is from RefSeq and is a predicted model, not a curated record.
AUGGGUCGUGGAAAACGCCGACGUCACCCAGCGGUCCAUGCUAUUAAAUGGAAGCGACGAAGUUCAAGGGACAAGACAAUUGCAGGGUUUGCAAAAUGCAAAUGCAAAAAUGAAGAACCGGAAUCUUGGGGUUUCACUGCCGGUGGAAGCGAGGCGAGGCGGAACGGAGAGGAUCCAUCUGCCGAUGAAGAUGGAAAACAGCCCAUCUCAACAUCGUCCCAUGUUUUAAACGGACGUACGAUCGAUCACCCGGAGAACAUAGAUGGAGAUCUGGCCAUGAUUUCAUAA